Triticum aestivum (bread wheat) is the source of this 1490-nucleotide messenger RNA. RefSeq lists its product as uncharacterized. The transcript has 6 exons. NCBI's taxonomy places the organism in Eukaryota, Viridiplantae, Streptophyta, Magnoliopsida, Poales, Poaceae. Bases 180 to 539 code for a protein of 119 amino acids. The record is from RefSeq and is a predicted model, not a curated record.
UCUGCUACCUCCUCCGUCCCUUUUCUCAGCGGCGGACAGGGUUUCCCUCCCCUCUCUCGGCGCGCGCGCUAUCCCCUAGUGGCCUCGACGGGGGUGGGGCGGGGCGGCUACAGGAUUCCUUCUUCUUCGGUUGGCAGUUGGCGUGGCGUUGUAGGUCACAACCCUUCCUUCACUGCACUAUGGAUACACUUACUUCUUCUGUGUUGGAGGAAGAACAGGAGGCUUCUCGGAAGUUAAGGUUGCAUGUCAGUGAGAUAGAAGCAGUGCAAAAACAAAAUCAAACUCAAAAUGAGCCAAAGUUAUUUCUCGGCUGUCUUGUGUAUGGAGAAACAUCAUCUCUGGGAACCGAUUACAAAAUAUGGAUAGGUGCAGAGACGAGUGACGGAAUAAACUUUAAAAUCUCAUUAUGCGCUGAAGCACCGCCUGGUUUUUCUCAUCUCUUUCUUAAGACGGAUGAUGCAGUGGCUGUUACCCCCACCAGCACCGUGUUUCGUGACGGUGUGAAAAAGAGAGUGGUCAUUACACAGUGGCUGUGUUGAAGGAAGGCAUGCCAUUGACAACUGCAAGGUCUUCUUCCGUGUAUGAAAGGAGUAUGGCAACUGAAGGUCCGCCAUGUGUAUGCAUCUUAUCUACGUCAACAGGAGAAUGGAAAACUUAAGAGUGUCUUUCUCCCUGAUGAUCUUACUUCCUGGAAUUGGGACAUCCAUACAGUGCUUGCAAAUGAAAAUAGUUUUUGGUGGGUGGAUUUGUGCUGUGGAAUCCUCUCUUAUGAUCUUGACCAGCACCAAUCUGCUCUUGGGUUCAUCCCAAUUCCAACAGCAUGUUUAGAGGAUGGGUACAGACAAGAUCGUUUUGUCAGCAUCAGCACAGGAGAACUUAGGUUUGUCCAUAUCUUUAGGAAAGACGAUCUUUUCUGUGAUUAUGGUAUCAAGUCACAGCAGUGUGAAGAUUAUGUCAAGACUUGGAGUUGGAGAGAUGGGCGGUGGAUUGAAGAGUACGAGAUGAAAUUUGCAGAUUUUUGGGAGGGCACAAGCUAUUCUUCAAGUCGUCUACCGAAGUUUGUACCAGCAUAUUCUACUGUUGAUCCUUGUAAUCAUAAUCUAGUACUUUUACUUACCAACUGGCCAACAUUUUGAUGGUCAUGUAAUUUGUGUCGAUUUGCCCUCUAUGGAGAUCACAUACUGUGGCAAAGUACGCGAGGGCCUACUUCACGGGCUACGGCUAGAAAUAUUUGAGUUUUCAGAAGCAGGAGCAAAGGAGGAUCAGCAGCAGCAGGAGUCCUGGGAGAUGGCUGUGUCUGGUAAAGAGACUGCACCAAGAACAAAGCAUCGUCGGCUGGAGGCGUAAUUGGGCCAUUCUUAUCCUGCUUUGAGUUGGCCCAAAGAGCACACGGGAAAACGGGCUAGGCCCAUUGACUAAUGUCUUUUAAAAAAAGCCAUAAACAAAAAAAAUUAUAGUACAGAAAAAUACAGGGAAACAAAAAUUUACAA